AUCAUGUGUAGCUUGGGAUCAUUUGAUGCUUUCCCCACUUUCAAGGGUACAGUCUCCAUCAGGCAGUACUAGUAUACUAUCCUCAUAUAUUCAGCAUUUCAAUCAGUGCGAGCGUGGUCCUAUUAUACGCACGGAGAUUUAUUCAGUGUUGUUCAUUGACCGAUGAAAAUAUUGUACUAAAACUGACAGCUUGUUGCACAACUGGCAGCAACCUGCAUUUGCAUAGAGACCUCGUUGAUGCCAAGAGGAAGAUGACUUGUGUUUAAUCCCGUCAACUUUAUUCUCCUACACUUGCUUCCCUUUCUGAUUAAAAGAAAUAAAUCAAGCUGUGUUGCCGAAAUAAAAGAAAAAGAUAUCAAACUAACACAGCCUGGAAGACGAGCUGGAGUAUUAGAUAAAUGAUAUAGGAGAAUUCUAGGUAGAAAUAGCGUUGCAAAUAGCAAUAAAAAAGGCCUCCGAGGAAUCUUCCGAGGCAGGGCAGCCAGCCAUGCGCUAUUUAAAAGCUCAUCGCCGAGGAAACAACUGAGGGCAUGCAGCAGGUGGGAGGGCAAGCGGAAGCGCCAUGGCUUGGCUCUGGCAUGUCCCUUUCAUUGUCCUUGUACUCCUUGGAGGAUCCGAUGGCAAUCCAGUUGCUCCUCACCAGAGUCAGCUGGAUGUAAACCACAAGAAGCCACUAAUACAGACAUUCAGACCUUACAACAUUGCCCACAGGGGUUCCAAUGGCGAAAUACCCGAAGAGACCGCGGCAGCUUAUUCAAGGGCGAUUGAGGAAGGUGCAGACUUCAUUGAGACUGAUAUACUUGCGUCAAAGGACGGGCAUCUCAUAUGCUUUCAUGAUGUAACCCUCGAUGCAACGACUGACAUCGCUGACCGUGCGGAGUUUGCUGGCAGGAGGAGAACCUAUGAAGUCGAGAGAGAAAAUGUAACUGGAUGGUUUGUUGUGGAUUUUACUCUAAGUGAACUGAAAUCUCUGAGGGUGAAGCAACGCUACAUAUUCAGGGAUCAGCAGUACAAUUGGAAGUACAAGAUCAUUACAUUUGAUGAGUUCAUCAUGAUUGCACUAUAUGCUGACAGGGUUGUUGGGAUAUACCCAGAGAUGAAGAAUCCUAUUUUCAUUAACGAGCAUGUGAAGUGGUCAGGUGGCAAAAAGUUUGAGGAUAAGUUUGUGGAGACACUUAUGAAGUAUGGCUACAAAGGCGGAUACAUGUCUGAAGAUUGGCUCAAGCAGCCACUAUUCAUCCAAUGUUAUGCUCCAACUUCACUCAUUUACAUCUCAAACAUGACAAAGUCCCCAAAACUGCUUCUCAUCGAUGACACCACGGUUCGGACUCAAGAUACCAACCAGUCCUACUAUGAUAUUACUUCGGAUGAUUAUCUCAAAUUCAUAAGGAAGUAUGUAACUGGGAUUGGGCCAUGGAAGGAUACAGUUGUUCCCCCAGAAAAUAACUAUUUAGGGCCACCGACUGAUCUUGUGGCACGAGCGCAUGCUCUGAAUCUUCAGGUCCAUCCAUACACAUUCAGAAACGAGAACUCAUUCUUGCACUUCAACUUCCACCAAGACCCUUAUGCUGAAUAUGAGUACUGGCUCACCAAGAUCGGUGUUGACGGUCUGUUCACCGAUUUCACCGGCAGCUUACACAAGUACCAGGAUUGGACAGCUCCACACCAAAUGAAGGCAAAGAAUGCAGAGGCACUCCUGUAUCAGAUCUCCUACAUGCUGAAGGACGAUGGAUACUAAGCUUCGGUUGGCAAGUCUGUAUACAAACCCCGUUAUGAGAUUGGUUUCGUUGUAUCGAUCACUGAGAAAAAGGACUGGUACUGUCACUCUCUGUAAUGUUUACCUUUAUAUCAUCACAGGAAUGCUUAUUGUGCA
Messenger RNA from Lolium perenne, 1873 nucleotides. RefSeq names its product glycerophosphodiester phosphodiesterase GDPD6-like. Gene Ontology annotation, molecular function: glycerophosphodiester phosphodiesterase activity. Lineage: Eukaryota; Viridiplantae; Streptophyta; Magnoliopsida; Poales; Poaceae. The record is from RefSeq and is a predicted model, not a curated record. Gene Ontology annotation, biological process: lipid metabolic process.